Molecule: messenger RNA, 762 nt
Organism: Triticum turgidum subsp. durum (durum wheat)
Lineage: Eukaryota; Viridiplantae; Streptophyta; Magnoliopsida; Poales; Poaceae
Source: the annotation of a GenBank genome assembly
AUGGCGUCCCGCCUCGAGUUUGAGAACUCGUGCAAGGUCGGGGUGUUCGCGAGGCUCACCAACGCCUACUGCCUCGUCCUGGCCGGUGGGGCGGGGAAUUUCACCAGUGUGUUUGAGGCCGAGCUCGCCUACACCGUCCCAGUGGUCAAGGCAUCCAUCGGCGGCAUGAGGAUCCUCGGGACAUUGUGCGUGGGCAACAAGAACGGCCUUCUUCUACCACACACCACCAACGACCAAGAGCUCCAGCACCUCAAGAAUAGCCUGCCUGAUGAGGUGGUCGUCCAGUGUCGACGAGCGGCUCUCCGCCCUCGGCAAGUGCAUUGCUUGCAACGACCACGUGGCUCUCACAAACCCAGAUCUCACCAGGGAAACCGAGGAGAUCAUCUCGGACGUUCUUGGGGUGGAAGUGUUCAGGCAGACCAUCGCAGGGAGCAUCCUGGUUGGCAGCUCCUGCGCCUUCUCCAACAAAGUGGGACUUGUUCACCACACACGUCGGUGGAGGACCUGGACGAGCUGUCGACGCUGCUGCAGGUGCCCCUCGUCGUCGGCACCGUCAACCGGGGGAGCGAGGGCAUUGCGGCCGACAUGGUGGUCAACGAUUGGGCGGCCUUCUGCGGUUCCGACACCAUGGCGACCGAGCUCUCAGUGGUGGAGAGCGUCUUCAGGCUGAGGGACGCCCGGCCGGGGGCAUUGGGCGCAGACGUGAGGAAAUCCUUGGUUGAAAGCUACUUUUUUAGGGGAAUUUUGCCUUCGGGGUGUUAG